CUCGCUCUGAAGUGGAACACGUUCGUGGAUCACAGCGAAACAUUCACGGAUCGAGCUUUGGAGUUCGCAAUUCACUGGAAAAACAGUCCAAAAAUCACCAACUUUGGUGUGGAAUUAUCAAUUUCAUGCUUCCUUUUCUUGAGUGUAUAUCUAAAGAUCAGCUCUCCAAUUUAUCUUCCAUGUGUCAUGAGAGAAGAGAACAGUCACGGGUUGCUCAUAUAGUUCGCGAUUAUCACCUAUAUAUAAGUCCUGGGCACGAUCAAAACUUGCCGACAAACCCAAGAAGGAUUAACCAGGAACCGAGGAACCCAAGGAAAAAAAAAACAUGGGCUCAAUGAUCAUGGCCACCUUCUUCAUCUUCAUGAUCCUCAUGCUGUUGUCCCUGCCACCGAUACACGCCUGUGGCUAUUGCGCGCCCCCGCACCCGCCGUACCAUGGCCCAACGACCCCGACGGUCCCCCGCCGGCCCGGCACUCACCCCCAUCCUGGCCCGCCUCACCAUGGCGGCAGAGGCGGUGGUGGCAGGAGUGGAGGCGGAGGCGGAGGGAGCAGAGGCGGAGGCGGCUGCGGCGGCGGUUGUACUCCAAGAGUGCCGACUCCACAUCCGCCCAUUGUUCUGCCACCAAUAGUGAAUCCACCUCCUAUCACUAACCCUCCCGGCCUCCUUCCUCCUAUUACUAACCCUCCCGGCGGCAUCAUUCCUCCAAUCACAAACCCUCCUGGCAUGUCACCUCCAAUAACAAACCCUCCGUCAACACCGCCAUCUUCGCCCUACCCUCCUUAUGGCGGUGGUCCUCCCGGCGGUGGCGGCAAAGGCGGUGGUGUCCCGAGCCCGCCGACCACGCCCACAACAUGCCCUAUAAACGCUCUCAAGCUAGGGCUUUGCUUGGACGUGCUGGGCGGGUUGGUCCACAUUGGGAUCGGGAACCCGGUCGAGAACGUGUGCUGCCCCGUGCUCCAAGGGCUGCUGGAGCUCGAGGCGGCGAUCUGCCUCUGCACCGCCAUAAGGCUGAAGCUACUCAACCUCAACAUAUUCAUUCCUCUCGCUCUUCAAGUCCUAGUCACUUGUGGCGUAACCCCUCCUCCUGGUUUUGUAUGCCCUCCUCUUUAGAUAAGUUCAGCGUAAGUACCCCAGAUACAAAUCAAGUAGCGAUGGAGUCUUUAGGACUUAGAAGGGGUGUGUUGUUGUAGUGCUUAGUGGAUGUUUAGGGUCAUAAAUGCCGGUUGGCUACCGGCUAGUCCUAAUUCAUCUUUUUAGGGUUCGGGUGAAAUCUUCUAGUUCCUCCAUUUGCUUUUGAAGAUUGAGGGUACAUGUGCUCGGUUCACUUAUUUGUUUUGAUGUUUCCCUAGUGUAGUAAUAACUUCUAGUCUCGAGCUAAAACAUUCUUGUUCGCACUUA
Messenger RNA from Syzygium oleosum, 1399 nucleotides. Its product is annotated as 36.4 kDa proline-rich protein. Bases 326 to 1111 code for a protein of 261 amino acids. The record is from RefSeq and is a predicted model, not a curated record. NCBI's taxonomy places the organism in Eukaryota, Viridiplantae, Streptophyta, Magnoliopsida, Myrtales, Myrtaceae. The transcript has a single exon.